Messenger RNA from Tuber aestivum (summer truffle), 5387 nucleotides. Lineage: Eukaryota; Fungi; Ascomycota; Pezizomycetes; Pezizales; Tuberaceae. The record is from the annotation of a GenBank genome assembly.
AUGAACGGACCAGCACCUGCUGGUGGCUUUGGCGGAGCAGGAAAUGGGUUGCAGCACGAGAACCAGAGGUUGUUCCAGAUUGUGCUUCAUGAGUUGAAGCAGAACUGGAAUCCGCAAGGAUGGCAGCGGGAGAUGCAGCCAACGGAGCGGGCUAGUACCAUCAUUCAGAUGUAUGUUGCCACACGUUUCCCAUCAUGUUUUUCUGAGACCAAAACUUCCGCCUCGGUUUUCGCGGGUCUUUACGCGUCGCCUUUGGAUGCCCUUUGUUGUCCGGCCUAACGCUGGGGGAAGCUCUGACAUUAUUACUUUGGUACUAAUUCUUCGAUAAAUAGCGCGUCCUCUCUCCGACUUGUGCGGACGGAUGUAGAACAGGGUCAAGCGAUCCAAAUUGCGACAGGUUUCGAACGAACGACUUAUGAAAAGUCACAAAACAAGGUGGGUUGGAUCUCCCGACUUGCAUAUUUCUUCUUGUGAUGUAGCGUGCUUACUGCCCUUGCGUUCGCCACAGGAAGAGUACCGAAUUGCGUGUCGUACCAAGUUGCUUAGGAUAUGCGAAUCGAGAAAGAAGCAGAUGGCCGAGGCUGAGAUGCGGAUGAGGAAUAAUUCGCAAGGUGGGGCGAUGUUUGGUGUCGGCGCACACGGGAACAUGAACAUGAACAUGGACCAAAUGACGCUACAGCAGCAGGCGCAUGCAAUGGCUCAGCAACAGCAGCAGCAGCAGGCAUUACAGCAGCAGCAGCAGCAACAGCAACAGCAGGCACUGCAGCACCAGCUUCAGCAACAGCAGCAGCAGCAACGGCUCCAGCAACAGCAGUAUCAGAUGGCUGUGUCUGCUGGCGCUCCCGCACCCGUCGUGGCUCCGCAAGGCCAGGCUGAGCAGGGACCUGACCCUAAUAGGAUCAUUGUUACGAUCAUGCGAUCCAUUGCCGAUAGAAUUGGGCAAGCUCAGCUCCAUAAUAUGAAUAAUAAUCCUCCGGCGCAUAUCCGUGAACUUGCCCGGAAAAUGCAAUUACCGCCAGCGCAGGCAUACUUGCGACAACAAGCACUCUUGAUGUACAAGCGGGGGAUGAGCCAACAAAACCAGCAAGCGGCAGGUGCGAUCCAGGCGUCCGCAGCUCAACCGGGGGUACCAGGCCCAGCACCGCCAGGGCAACAGUUUGCUCGACCCAUGGCCCCAGGGGUUGGGGGACAGCAGAACCCUCUUCCGGACAUUUUGAGGACAGCGCAGGAGUAUGAAGCCCAGCAAGAGGAGGCCAAAAAGCGAGCAAGCACGGGAGCGGAGGUGGUCCCGAUGUCUAAAAAUUUGGGGUCGCAAUUUUCAUCGAAUUCUGUGGCACCGAAUUCUAUGGCAACAGCGAGCAUGGGAAAUCCGGGUCCACAAGCACAGGUCGAGCAAUUCCAUAGAAAUGCAGCAGCCGCCCAGAACAAUGCACAAGCUCGUGCUCACGCCGCUCAAUUUCAGUCAUUAAAACCGCCAAACGCCUCUUCGAGCCAGGGAAACCCGGCGAUAAAUAUGCAGCAACAUUCACGGUAUCCACCCCAACAGCCGCAACCGCUUGGACUACAACAGCCCAAUAUGAAUCCGGCGAGUCGGCAGCAGCAGUCGCAGCAGUCGCAGCAGCGGUCGGGGGCUAUCCCUCCGGCCUUUGAUGGUCUUCCGCCGAGUCAAUCUGCCCUCGUAAAAGCGAGGUAUGAAGAAUACUUCCAGAAGAUGCAACGACAGGCCGCACAAGCAACUGCUCCACAACCGCAACAGCAGCAGCCGCCGCCGCAACGGCCCACUCCCAAUAUGGUCAGGCCUCAAUCGGCACAACGUGUGCCACCACCCCAGCCUCCCGCUCGGAACCAACCAGGUCAGGAUUUCCCGCCAACCCAACAGAAACAGCCACAAAAUGCUGCCCAGGCCCCACAGCCACCUCAGCCAGGACAGGCUCCGACACUAAUGCCGCUGUCUCCCCAAAAUCUUGCCAUGAUGGACACAAAGGAGGUGCCGAGGGGUAUAUUGGGGCAACUGGGUGCCACGAUACCAAAGGAGUAUAAGACAUGGGGUCAGGUAAAACAGUAUCUGAAGGAUGCGCCUCCUGGGUACCACGAGGCUCUUCGGAAUCGACAAGCCCACCAUUAUGCAUUACUUGUACGGAAUAUGCAGAACAGGGGCGCUUCCGGGGGUCCCGGUGGCCCAGCUGUACCCGGCCAACAGGCGCAGCAGCAGCAACAACCCUCAUCGCAAGUGCCUCAAGCAUCUCUGCAGGUGAAUCAACAACUCCCCCAACAACAACAAAUGCCUGUUGGUGUAGAUGCCCAGCAAAGGGCGCCAGCAGACCCAUUAUUCACCAUUCCUGGAGGAGAUAUCACGCGGUUGACCAGCGGUCAACUGAAUCAGUUGCAGAAGCUUGCUUCGAUGGGUCGUUUAAAGCCUGAUGAUCAGCAUCAGUUGCAGCAACACAUUUGCCGACUGAAGGAAUUGCAUCAGUUGCGCCAAAUGCCCCAGGCUCGGGCAGGGACAGCUCAUCCGCAGAAUGUUGGGCCGAAACAACCCGCUCAGCAACCUCCACGACCGCCUGCACCACCGCAAGCACCCAUCGCCCGCCCUCAGCCACAACGACCACCGCCGCAGCAGGCCCAACAAGCACAGCAACAACCUGGAUCGGGCGACUCCCCCUCGGCGUUGAAGAAGAUGAGGCGCGAGAGAGACCAGGGUGAGGGUGACUUGGUGGUACUGGAUCAGAAGCAAGCUGUGCAGCAACAACCUCAGCGGCCUGGGCCGGAUAGACCACAGGGACAACAACCGGCCGGCCUGUCUCAGUUCUCGAACCAGGCUCAGCAACAGGCCCAGAAGCUGAAUGCUCCUCAAAAAGCCCCCAUGCAAGGAAAUGCCGCCCAGCACGGUCAGGCUGUUUCGGAAGCGGCGGCGGCCAAGCAAACAGUCAUGGAGAAGGAGCAACAGCAGGGACAGAGCUCUCACCAACGAAUGCAGAUGAGCGGGUUGAUGAAAUUGCUUGAGGAAGAGAAGAAUAGCCAUGAGAGUCGAUUGCCGCUUCAGCUCGAUGCUAACGAGCGAGGCCUUCUUCGGCAACAGCUGGGUGAGGAGAGUACGAAGAAUAUGAUUCGCCGUACGGAUCAGUUGCUACCAAUUUUUAUCAUGCUGGGUGGGCCUGAUAAGCUUACACGGGACCUUGUUCGAACGGUAUUUAACAAAAUCGCUCACCCAACCAUUUUGACAUUGCUGAUUUGCUCUUAGAAAAACUUGCUCGCGUCGCAGUAUCAUCCUAGCGGAGAUCCUAAGGAUGUCUUCACCUUAAACUUGAAGGAGUUUACCGAGUCCCGUGGAACCCUAACGAAAUACUUUAGCUAUGUUAAGGUCAAUAUGCAAAAUAUCUCCAGUAGGGAUCCGGAGAAGGGCAGGGAUAUACAGCUGCGGGCACUUAAUUUCGCCAAUUCGAGUGGUGGUACAUUCCCAGGGCCUCGUGCUCCUCCUGCAAGCACGCUACAACAACCGCAGCGGGCCUCGCUUCCUCAGGCUCAGGCCCAACAGCAUCAACAGCUACAAGUACCUGUUCCACCAUCAAGCGAGAACGUGUUGAGCGCUAGAAAUCUUGAGAAGCAGACAAAUCUGUUGGCGCUCGAGAGAUCCCAGUCGCUACAAUCACGGGGGGCUCAGAUCAAUUCACGUGUUCAACCUGUCGGCUCAAUGUCUCCGGACGGCCCCGCGCCUAUCGAUAUCAAGCCAAGAAUCAGUGUUGAUGAUCUGAAAUUUCCGCCAACCCGCAAGAAGAGACCGCGAGAAUCGGAUAUUGUGGAGCCUCCUAAGGCGAAACCUCUCCCGGAGCAAAGGACAUUCAAGUGCGCUCAGCCUGGCUGUGAAGUUGGGGGUAAAGGAUUCGUGACCAACCAGGAGCUUUUGGACCAUCAGCGGUGGCAUGAGAGGGAGAGACAGAGAGCUAUUGAGGAGGCGGAGAAGAACAAGAGGAAGCUCGAAAACCCUCUUGAGUACCUUUUGAGCUCUGCGCGGGAUAUAUGCGGUCUUGGUGAGGAUGGAAAGCCUAGAGAGAAGAAGGAUGAAUGUGUUGUUGCCAUGAAGGAUGACACCCCUUCGGGGGCCGCCGGCGCAACUCCCCAGGUCAAAGCUGGGUCGACGCCUCUUCCCGCCAAUACUCCCCUGAACAUGAGAUCUGGGCCUACCCCUCUCCCAUCCGGAAAAUCGCCCGCUCUCCCCACCUUCCGUACCCCGCAUCCCGCGAAUGCUAAGACGCCUGGCAGUGCUGGAAGAUCUACCUCUGGAAUCAAAACUAUGACGAAAGAGGAUCAUCAAUUCCAGUACCAUAACGAUCAAAUCCCAACUCCCCCGGGCAGCAAUGCUUGGGAAGUCACUUCCAUGUCCCCCGAUGUUCUCCGCCAAUGCUUUGACGGGAUUCCCGAGCAAACAUCUGGCUUAUCGGCUUUGUAUCCUCCGAUAUUUACUCCCGCCUACACACCCAGCCCGUCCGAUGCCGAAGGUGGUGAUUCGAUGUCAGAUAAUGUCGGUGGGGGCUACGAGGAUUGGAAUCCGUUUGGCUGCAAGGGGACUCUAGGCGAUGAGGUGCUUCAAGAGGUUGAGUGGGAUAAUCAACCGACUUCUACAGGCGCGGGCAAGGAUUGGGCUUUGGAGAGUGGAUACCGCAUGAAUGCUAGUGUUCUUGCGUAAUCCUUUUCCUUUUUCUUUACCCACGCAUUUACCUGGUUAGCAUAGGCCUUUGUAUUUUUUACCCUUUUUACUUUGUUUUCUUUAAUCAUCAUAUCCGCACCCUUAAUCAGCAUGGAACGCGUUCUCGUUCAUGGGGUUUCGUGUUUUUUUUUUCGGUCGGGCUGGGCUCUGUAAAGUUAUAUUCUGUUUUCUGUUUGUUCCGUGACAAAAGGGAAGGGUCUGAUUGCUGGUUACUCCUUAUGUGGCGCUUGUCUCUUUUUCUUCUAUCCGGUUGUCGUAUCUUACAUCUUAAAGAUAUGGGGGUUCCUUCCCUCCAUAAAAUUUCCUCUUUUCUCUUAUUUCUUGUUUGCUCGUGUGAUCUUUACUUACCGGGAACUGGUGGGAUGGCGUUUUUUCUUCCCUUUCUUCCUUUUUCACCUUUGUGUCUGUGAUAAAAUUCGGCCCAUUUAUCUACCAUCUUACUAUCAUACUAUUAGUUUAUAUUUUAUUUUCAUUAGCUUAAAAAGUCCUCUCUUGCUUUCUUGCACUCCCUUCGUCCUCCACCCGUAGUAGCGGGGAGGGGGGGGAGUUACUUCGUUGUACAUUUCUCUUUCAUUUCCUCUUCCCCUUUCCUGUUAUUUUACGAUGCUGGUCUGGUCUAGUAUAGUCUAGGUAGUGCCCGAGAACGGUCGCUGAGAGGGGAAAGGAAAUCGGAUUUUUACUA